Molecule: messenger RNA, 993 nt
Organism: Penaeus indicus
Lineage: Eukaryota; Metazoa; Arthropoda; Malacostraca; Decapoda; Penaeidae
Product: PR domain zinc finger protein 2-like
Exons: 6
Coding region: 92-742 (216 amino acids)
Source: RefSeq, a predicted model, not a curated record
CCUCACCCUUAACGACAGCUCCUUCGACGCAAAUAGGUCCAUCUUGCAGCACUCUGGUAGACAGACGCCAUCGCGAAGUUACUCCUACAGGAUGAUGCCUCACAAGUCGGUGUUGUCACCUCGUGGGGACUCUACAGCGUGCAUGUUCCAGCUUCCGAAGCCCCUUACGGAGGAGCAGACGCGUGCAGCAUAUUGCAUCUUGACGUUCGAUGAGCCACUUCUGCAGUCUGAUGGCUGUAAAGAGACUGAAAACGGAAUAUGCAUGGCAGACUUCGUGGUACACAUAAAAGAUACUCAGGCUAACGGCGAGGAAGAGGUCGGUUCGGUGACACUGAAGACCCUUCCGAAGCAGUUAGGAAUCGGUCAGUCAUAUCUUAAGAAAGGCAAGUUGGGGGUGUUUGCCCUGAAGGACCUUCCGCACCCCUGCUUCUUUGGGCCCUUCUUUGGCCGGAACAGACCUACGGUUGAGUGCAGCUUGUCUGACAGGUGUUGCGUGAAGGUCCUGGAACAGGCAUACAAAGCCGCAAAUAUUGACACGACCCAAGAGAAAGGCAACUGGAUGACUUUCAUUAAAUUCACCAACGUAGUUAAAUGCACAAAUCUCACGGCUUUCAUUCACGGAGAAUCCAUCUACUACAAGACAACAACACCCAUUAAAAGGUUCGAGGAGCUAGUGUUAAACACCACAUGUGAUCAGCACUACUCCUCAUCCAGCAUUCUGCUCAAAACGAUGUUUGAAUAGAUGGGCAGUAUAUGAAGAUAAGAAGCCAACGUUUUAUGGACAUUCAUGUUUGAGUUACUUUACAAGUUGAUUGCAAGAUAAAAUGUAAAAGGAAAAAGAAGGUUCCAUGUUGUUGUUUUUUUUUCUCUAAAGUAGUAUUGCUUUAUUUUGAAAGGAAUAUAUAAAAUUGUCAUGAUCUCGAUAAAAAAAUGAUAAAAUAUAUAUUUGUAUUUGUAUUUAUUACUGACAGUAAAGAGGAAAAUUAUUUUUAA